Molecule: messenger RNA, 6338 nt
Organism: Melanotaenia boesemani (Boeseman's rainbowfish)
Lineage: Eukaryota; Metazoa; Chordata; Actinopteri; Atheriniformes; Melanotaeniidae
Gene: ghra
Product: growth hormone receptor a
Exons: 10
Coding region: 354-2255 (633 amino acids)
Cellular component (GO): membrane
Molecular function (GO): protein binding; cytokine receptor activity
Source: RefSeq, a predicted model, not a curated record
UGGCGGAUGAGGGCGCCUCACAGCCGUGAGAAACACACAUCAUUUUCUCCGCUUCAGCUUCGCAGUGUGCGUGUGUAUCCCUUAAAGUGGGCUCGACGAUGAGCUCCAAGUAGUCUAGAAUAAGACAAAGAGCUUUUCGAGGGGAAAGCUCGCAGCCCCUUCGGUGACCUGGUGAUGUGAAAAACGUGAGCGGAGAGAGCUUUUACGAGCCGAGCCCCGCCGAACUGGCUGAAGUGAAGCAGCAGGGCUCGUGCCUGCUGGUGCUGGCGCAGACCAUCUGAUGACUAACUUCUGAAAAGUCCACUUGCGCCGUUCUUGCAGUUUUUCCCAGCUCGAGACUUCGUUAUAGCAUCAUGGUCAUCUCAGUCUCCUCGCCCAAUCUCCUGCUUCUACUCAUGAUUUCCUCCCUGGAUUGGCUGCCUUCUCCAGGAUCUGCCUUUCUUAUUGACCAGAACCACAUGACAUCAUCAGCUCCCUUUGAGCCACAUUUCACAGAGUGCAUAUCAAGGGAGCAGGUGACAUUCAGCUGUUGGUGGAGUCCAGGCACCUUUCACAACCUGUCUGCCCCUGGAGCACUCAAAGUCUUCUACCUUAAAAAAGAAAGAAUUUCCCCCAGUGAAUGGAAGGAAUGUCCAGAGUAUAACCAUUCAAAUAGGGAGUGUUUCUUUGAUGCAAACCACACAAUGAUUUGGGUCCCCUACUGCAUGCAGCUUCGUAGCGAAAACAACAUCACAUAUUUUAAUGAAGAUGACUGUUUUACUGUGGAGAAUAUUGUGCGUCCUGACCCACCCGUGUCCCUUAACUGGACUCUGCUGAACAUAAGUCCCUCUGGGCUAAGUUACGAUGUCACAGUCAGCUGGGAGCCCCCACCCUCUGCAGACGUUGGUGUGGGCUGGAUGCGCCUUGAGUAUGAAAUCCAGUACAGAGAGAGAAAUUCCACAAACUGGGAAGCAUUGGAGAUGCAGCCACACACUCAGCAGACAAUCUACGGUCUGCACACAGGAAAAGAGUAUGAAGUGCAUAUCCACUGCAGAAUGCAGGGCUUCAUUAAGUUUGGCAAGUUCAGUGACCCCAUCUUCAUCCAAGUGACUGAGAUUCCUAGUAAGGAGUCUACUGUCCCAGUCACUCUGGUUCUUAUUUUUGGGAUUGUGGGUAUUCUCAUACUCAUCAUGUUGAUAGCCAUCUCACAGCAGCACAGAUUAAUGUUGGUUCUGUUGCCACCUGUUCCUGCACCUAAAAUCAAAGGCAUUGAUUCAGAGAUGUUAAAGAAGGGAAAACUGCAGGAGCUGAAUUUUAUGCUGAAUGGUGGAAAUGGAGGUGGUCUGCCAACUUAUACAACAAACUUCUAUCAAGAUGAGCCAUGGGUUGAGUUUAUUGAGGUGGAUGAGGAAGAUGCAGAUACUGCGGAGAAGGAGGACAACCAGGGCUCAGACACCCAGAGGCUCCUGGGGUUACCCCAACCCGUCAGCCACAUAAUUUUAGGCUGCUCCAACACCAUCAGUCAACCUGAUGAUGAUUCAGGCCGGGCCAGCUGUUUCGAUGCAGAUGUGUCUGAACAGGACACCCAAAUGCUGAUUGCCACUCUUCUGCCAGGCCAACUUGAGGAUGAAGAAGUCUCCCUGGACUUUGCAGAAAGUACCCCAGCCUUGGAGAGAGGUGAAACGCCCCUUGUCCAAACCCAAACUGAAGGACCCCAGACUUGGGUCAACACAGACUUCUACGCCCAAGUCAGUAAUGUUAUGCCCUCUGGGGGCGUGGUACUGUCUCCUGGCCAGCAACAUAGAAUCCAGGAAAACACCUCAGCCUCAGAGAAGGAAAUACAAAAGAAGGGAAAACAAAAUGAAGACAAUGAGGGGCAGAAAGAAGAAGAGCCUCAGUUUCAGUUGCUGGUGCUGGAUCCAGAGGGAAGUGGCUACACUACAGAGAGCAACAUCCAGCAGAUUAGCACUCCCCCUAGUUCUCCCAUGCCUGGGGAGGGAUACCAAAUCAUACAACCUCAGCCAAUGGAAACCAAGCCUGUUGCCACAAAAAAUGCUAAUCAAUCACCUUACAUUCUUCCUGACUCUCCACAAUCCCAAUUAUUUCCCCCUGUUGCAGACUACACAGUGGUACAGGAGUUAGACACUCAUCACAGUCUGCUCCUCAACCCACCUCCCCACCAGUCUCCCCCUCCCUGCCUGCCACAGCACCCCCUCAAAUCCCCUAUGCCUGUAGGUUACAUUACCCCAGACCUGCUGGGGAACCUUUCACCAUGAAAUGACAUUGCUGUGAGAUUUUAACUGUUCAGCUAGUCAGUCAGGAAGUCCCUUGCAAGUUGUGCUACCUGAUUCCUGCUGGAAACCAAAAAAAACAAAACUUGCAGCACACUAAGUGUAUGAGCAUGUCCAUGUUUUCAGAUCAUGUUCAGAGAAAGAUGUAAAGCUGCACAUUAUAUUCUUAAUUGCAAAAGUUGAUGCAGAAACAGCAAAAAAGGCAACAUCAUAAACAAAAUGCACAAAUAGCUCUUUUUAACAUCAUGCAUGAUUGUAAUGAAUCAGAAAAAAAAACAUCAAGUCUGUGAUGAAAUGCCUUAAGUUGCGUUACAUUUCGGGCUAACUGUGUGUUAGAGCAGUGACAUACUGAAGUCUUAAUCUUACAGUGAGAUGUCAGUGUAUCGGUGAAGAGAACACAACAUUGUUGUCUCUGACAUUGACAGAAUUUGCCCUGCAGAGGUGUAUUGCCACUUACAUUUCUAUAUUUCAUAUCUCAUAAUUAUAUGUUAUUAAUACCUCACAAGAUAUAUAUUUUUCUACAUAAAGUCAACACUGUUAAACAGCUAUGCAGGUUUGCAUCCCUGGCCUCAUUUUAUCAAAACUGUUUGUGUUUUCAUGAAUAAGAAGCCAAACUUAGAAGAUAAGAUGUCAAGACAUUUUCUCUGUAGAUGCAAAUUUGGUGGGAUUGAUUACAUCAACGGCAAGAAACAAAUGAGAACAAUAAACCAAAGUCAGAAGAGCCUCUUAAUUUAGGAUCACUGUAGCUCUGUCUUUCCUUAGGGAGUGGUGAAAGGGAGGCUGAGUGAUGAAGGAAAACCCUUCUUGAAGUUGAUAAGUCAGCUAAUAAGAGAGAUUAAAACACCUGAUAAAUCUUUCUUGAUAUAAUUUGAUCAUCAAAGACUGUCCAUGUCUCGCUUUUGAGUUUCCCUUCAUCUUUAACAAAGGUUUUUUAUUUUUCAUUCAUUUUCACAUUUACUGGGAAACACAUGUCACUUACAGAACUGAAGUGCAUUUCCUCUAAAUUGAGGUUAGGAUUUGCUCAGUGGGGGUUCAUCUGUGCAAACUGUGAUGUAGAACAUGUAGCACCACCAAGUGCCUCACUCAAAGGCAUGCUAUUUCAGUUUUUAAGCAAAAGAAAAUGAAUGCAUAUGGCUAUUACCCAUUAAUAAUCUUUAAACUGAAACUUUAUUGGUCAAGCUCUCUGUUAGAAUUGUAUCCCCUUUAUGUCGCAUUGUUGCUGCAGGGACAGCAACUGGAACAAGUUGAAAGACUGAAAGUGUAAAAUACAUGUAAUUAGUCCAAACUAUACUUUCUAUCUGCCACUUAUACCAUCUAACAUUCUGCCUAUUAAGAUGGUAUUGGCUUGCCAUGUCAGUGUUAUGGUACUGUUCAUUUAUGCAUUGUCAUAUUCAAACAAGAACUGCUAUAUAUGACUUGAUGUAAAUCUUUAUUGUGCGCAGAUAUACAACAAAACAUUUGCCCAAGUGCUAACACAGAAACAUGCAUGCAUGCUUAUAUUCAUAUAAUACUUAAAAGAAAAAUUUGCCUUAAUUAUAUAUUGUACUUAAAUAGCUUUUUUGAUAUAGCCCUAUAUAUUGUGAGCUGAAAAUUGUUUGCACAGUUUUCAAACCAAAAAUGUACCUCAAAAUUUAUAGAGAAAGAUUUUUGUACAAGUUUAGAUCUGACAGCCCCCCAAAGAGCCCCAGAACGGUUAGUCAGAUAGCAUUAGCAACAUGUGUGUUAUAAGGCAUGAAUGUAGUUAGCACCUUCCUGUACUUUUCUUAAAAUAAUCGCAUUUAGGAUAUUGUUUAUUCAGAAUUUGUCGCAUAAUCAAAUUAUUUUAGGCCUAUAUAAGAAGCCUGUCCUUAACUCUUUGAUAAUGUAAACUUUUAUAGCAAAAGAUACAAGAUUUUAAACUCAUCGUGUUUUCAUCUUCUGAGUUCUACCGUAAAGACUCAACAAUAUGCAUUUGACAACCAGGACAGCAUUGUAUAUUGUGUAUAAUAAUCUGUCAAAAUCAAGAGAGCUCACCUUAUAGGCAUGGUUUGUGAUGCUACACAAAGAAUUUCCAUAUCAACAAGUCUGUGGCUGAAUCAGAGCCAUUGUUGUACAACAUCAAAUUGCAACCUCCAGAUGAACGUGAACAAAACAUACUUAACAGUGGAAGAGAAGUACUCCCAGGCUAUGAUUUAUCCUGUUUUGGGCUCGUUCAUGAAAUGAGUAGGCAGAUAACCUGGAUACAUAUAAUAGGGUUUUGUUUUUUGUUUUUUUGUUUGUUUUUGUAUCAGAAAACCACAUAACAUUGAGAGACAAAGAUGACAGUUUUAAAAUGUGAAUCGGAUAAAUAUGCUCUAUUUUUCUCUCUCUGGUUCUCUCCUGUCUUUGAAAAAAAAAAAAGAAAAAAAGACUGCUGCUGCUGCCUAGUGCUGAUGAUGCCAGCAAGUAAAUGCUGUUGCAGAAAUGUCUUAAUAUAUUCACUGUUGCUGUAAAAUUAUAGUAUAUAUUUUUAUGUCAUUAAUGUUACUAGUUACAAUGUAAUGCUGCUUGGUUCAUGUAUAUUUUCUACAUUCAGCCUUACCGUCAUGGGGAGGGUUUAGUCGUGAGAACGCAAUGAGAAUGUAAAUCUUUUAUGAUAAAACUUGCAAAUUGGUUGGGACUGAUGAUCUUAAAUCAGUCUGAACAAAACAGGAAGAUGUGAUUUGUUCAUUUUUCAGCAGCAUAACAAUAAAUAUAGUCGUGCCUCAGAGUCUGUGCCUGUCCAAAGAUCCCAGAAGUCUCCGGUGUUCAUGAAGAAUCGAGGAAGAACUGUCGAGGCUCUGUUUUGGUUGUACGAUGGUAACUGUGAAUGUGUAACUGGAAUAUGAAAUGCCUUUACAAUACUGAGGAAAACGUUUUAAACAGUGUUUGUAUGGAGGACAGUCAGAUGCAUAAAUUGGGAGGUGCUUUUUUUUAUUUUUUAUUUUUAUUCAAGCUUAUGGUACAAAUGUUUACUACAUGUGAGUUUUUAUUCCAGUUUACUGCACUCAUUCAUAAAGUAAUGUCAACAGUUCUAAGUGUUGUUUGAAGCUUAAAAUGUCAAAAACACUUAAGAGGAAGCACUUUGUACACAUACAGUAUAUAUCUAAUGUUUAAAAUAGUUUAUUGACUUUAUAUCUUGGAAUAAAUCAAGUGUGUGAUUUACAUGUUACUAUAAAACAGCAUUGUGUUUUCUAGUCAGCACAACAAUCAGACCGUGAGGAACCUUCAAUAAGCUUCACUUUUAUUCUAAAGAGUUUAUGUUUAUAGAAAGUAUUUUACACUAACAGUGCUAGAAUGAUGUACUGUAAUGGAUAUUCAAGAUAGAUCAUUUAUGAAGUCAUAUGGAAAUAUAGGGUGUUAUGAAAUGGUUAUGUUGAAACUCUGUGUUCUUUCUUUUCUCUCACUAUGUGAUUUCCACAGUUCUUUACUGAGUGCAUUCUGUUGGGGCAGAGCAUUUUGAAAUGAUGCAUUUUGGUCUGCAGCCUCACUGUUAUGUGCAAGAGUGGCUUCUGUCGCUCACUUAAGUCUGGAAGUAAUCUUGCUGGAAUUUGUGCUGGUUGUUACUGUUUAUCAACCAAACAACAUUCAGCCACACAUUUUUUAGCUUCUUAAGGAAAUUGUUUAAUUCUUGACUGAAGUACUGCGGUAUACUUUUCCUUUUUUUUUUUUUUUUGCAGGACAUUCAGUGGCUCCAAUCUUUCUUCCCAUGUUCAAUGUGUUCUCUGCCAUGGAUCAUCCAGGCUCAUAAAACUGGAAAUAAUCCACAUGCCAGACUUGGAAGCAGACUUGAGCAUGAAAAAUGCCAUAAUUUAUCAGUCUGCACUGACUUCAAUGAUUAAUAUGACUCCUUUUUUUCAUUCUUUCUUUUUUUUUUUAUUUGUCACCUUUAUGUUUUUUCAGCAUCACCCCUCUCCUUAGAGCAUCUGUACUCUUCUAGUGUUUGCUUCAGGCCAAAAACUGUUGGCCCCUGAUAAAGUGUUCAUUUUCUUUCACAAUUGAGCCUUUCUGGCAUUGUAUGUGUGAUCAAUAAGCUCUCAACAAGUUACACAAUAAAUAUGCAGCAUCUUG